Molecule: messenger RNA, 1428 nt
Organism: Sipha flava (yellow sugarcane aphid)
Lineage: Eukaryota; Metazoa; Arthropoda; Insecta; Hemiptera; Aphididae
Product: sister chromatid cohesion protein DCC1
Exons: 8
Coding region: 180-1373 (397 amino acids)
Biological process (GO): maintenance of mitotic sister chromatid cohesion; mitotic sister chromatid cohesion
Cellular component (GO): Ctf18 RFC-like complex; nucleus; chromosome, centromeric region
Source: RefSeq, a predicted model, not a curated record
GUUGCUAUUUUACCUCAUUUGGGUAGUGUUUUAGUUAAGUGUUUUUAAUUUUUCGGUUUAUCUAAUAUUAAAACUUCAAGAGUAAAAUUCACAGAUCACCGUGAUCAUUAUAAUAUAUAUUUGCAAAUUAUUUUUAUUAAAAUUAUAAUUUAAGUGAAAAUAUUAAAUUUGUUUAAAAAAUGUCUCAAGGUGAAUUCAGUCUCUAUGUGAGAACAUCUGAAGAUGUGAAAACAGUUAUAGAACAUGCAAAACUUUCAGAAAAUGAUCUAAAAUCAAAUGUACAACCUAUUUAUUUUAGUGAUAGUUUUGAAAAGUACAAAAUGUUGGAGUUAGAUGAACACAUAUUAAAAGACCUUAAAUGUGGUCAAAAAGUAGUAUUUAAAGGAGAACAAAAUGAAUCUGCUGUUUUAUGUACUGAAAAUAAAACUUAUGAUGUUAAAGAAGCUGAAACAUCAAAUUCAAUUUUAUUACUUCCUGAAUUAACAUUUCCAAAUGAAGAUGUUGUUGAUGAACAACUUACUAUCAGAAAAGUUGUUAGUUUAUUUCAUACAUACUAUGAAGUCAAACCAUGUAGACCCCGUCUAAAAAAAUUGAGAAAUUUAUUAGAGAAAUGCAGCUAUAAAGGAUCAGAACUUGAAAAUGAAGUAUUGACAUCAAAUGAGAUGUAUAACUUUGAAAAGUUGUCAGCAUUAAUACAAGCCAGUGAUAAUGAACUUAAAUGUGCUCUUAAAGACUUAGGCGCAUUUCAAAUUGAUGGUUAUUGGAGAGUUUUAGAGUUUGAUUAUGAGUGUAGAACUUUAUCGUUUUUAUUGAAUUUGAUUGAUGAACAGUCAUGGCCUUAUAAUAUGUUCCCAAUGGAAGAAUGCUCUAAGAUACUUAAUGAACUAUUACCUCCUGUGAUAGUGGAACACAUUAUUGACAAAUAUAGUGUUUGGUGUGUGUCUAUGAAUUUAAGUCAAACACAUAGAUCAUUAAUUGAAGACAAAGUAUGUAGGUUUAUGGCUGUAGGACUUUUACGUCCAUGUGACAAAUUUAAUUUAUCUGAUUUUAAAACAGCAUGGCAAGGAAGUGUUCCUGAAGGUAUGACAACAAAUCUGAAACAACUAGAAGGUACAGUACUUGUUGAUUUGUCCAGUCAUCCACAAACCAUAUGCUACUUUAAUGAACAAGAACUGCCAGAUAAUAUUAUGGAUAGAAUGCAAUACUUGUUUGAAGUUAGAGGAAAAUGGACAUUUAAUGAAAUACAACCAUUUGUCGAGAAAUUAGCUACUGAUAAAGUAAAUGUAAAUAAUCUAUUGGCCAAGUAUGCAAGAGCAACCAAUGUGGAUGGUAUAAGGUUUUAUUGUUCAAAACACAGUAAACAUAACAAAUAAAACACAUGUUUAAGAGAAAAUAUUUUUCCAAAUAUAUUUAUUGUUUCCAUGGUAA